This is a messenger RNA of Penicillium cinerascens, 2568 nucleotides long. RefSeq lists its product as uncharacterized. The transcript is spliced from 3 exons. Lineage: Eukaryota; Fungi; Ascomycota; Eurotiomycetes; Eurotiales; Aspergillaceae. The record is from RefSeq and is a predicted model, not a curated record. Bases 1 to 2568 code for a protein of 855 amino acids. Gene Ontology annotation, molecular function: protein binding.
AUGGCUUAUCCAGCACCGUCACGGUCGGCUCAAAGGCCGCCGCCGUUGAGGCAGUAUAACCAGGCCCCGGGCUCACCAGCAGCGCCUCCCGGUGCUUACGCGCAGGAUCCAGGCUACGGACCCGAAUACGGGGAUGCGGGAUACGGCCCUGAACCAGGAUUUGAAGACCCAGCAUACGGUUACGCAGCUGGCCCUCCUAUGUCGCAGCCGAACGGGUCGGCGCAACCUCGAUCGAUGCGUCCGCCGCCUCCAGGCGGACGACCUCCACAUGGAUAUGAUGACCGGCGCGGCUACCCUGGCGGUAGAGCGCCACCGGAGAAACGAUCAAGAACCCCUGUCGGCCGUCGCCCGCCAGGUACAGGUCCUACCUUCGAUAACCCGUUCCCUGCCGUUCCUCCUGGCAGAGAUCCUAGAGAUCGCCGUGGUCCCCCUCCUCGAGGCCUAGAGAAAGGCAUGGCUGCGAUGGAUAUCAACGGUAGACCUCCACCGCGCCCGCAUACUUCGAACAGUCGACGACCAGAUAUGCGUGGACCAGAUAUGCGAGGACCACCCCCGCGCGGACCGCCACCAAGCAGAGGUAGAGGAGGUUAUUAUCCGGGACCCCCGCGGUCCGCUAGCUCAUCACGAAUGGGGGAGCCUCCCAUGGGUCCGCCCGGUCGAAGCGCAACGAUGCCAACCGCGGCGCCUCCUGUCAUGUAUCCGCCCCAGCCGGGUUAUUCAGACUACGAUUAUCCAGGCAGUCCCAUGGACGCUCCUGCACGCCCCAGCACGGCUGGAGGGAUGCGGCCUCCGCCGCGUCCCGUCAAUGAUAUGGACCCUGGACUAAUGAUGCCGCCGCCGCCUGAUCCGCCUAAUCGAGUAUCUUACGCGCCUAAGGAUUUCUUGGAUAGCUACUACGAGAGUGGCGAUGAACCCGAUAUGCCGAACUUUGAUGCGAUGCCGCAGACGCAUAUUGGACCGAUUGAUGAAAUGGGAUUGGAUACACCAAAGUCAAAUGUACAAACACCCACUUCCCCGUCCGCCCCUUCUCCAGGCGGCGCAUACUCUCCUUAUACUCCGGACUCUGGACAUGGAAACCCGCACUCCCGAUCGCAACCCAAUUUUCCCAAUGGGGAUUCUCCAAAUCAGUUCGUGAAUGCUGGUUUCCAAUUCGAUAUUCCCGGAGAACCGCCGCGUCAUCAGGAUGGAUACUUUCCCAACAGCUACGAGGCGAACGGUGCGUCUCCGUACCAUAAUCAACCCAAGGGACCUGAUCCUCAGCAGGAUCCCGAUGCCCUGCCGCAUCACCCCGCGCCAUUCCGGCCGGGCCUUGACCAAAAACCCCCUCCGGUCCGCCAAUACAACACCGCUCCAAACUCUGCUCCCGGUCCCGGUCCCGGUCCCAGUCCUGCUGCACCGCAGUCCACACAUCCGGCAAGCAUGGGGCCUACACCUGUUACGCAGGAGGAACUGCAGCAACUUCAACAAAAAGUGCGCGGCAACCCCUCCGACCAGGCGACCCAGCUCCUUCUCGCUAAGAAGCUGGUGGAAGCUGCUACUGUCCUUGUGGCAGAUAACAAUAGACUUGACCCUAAGACAAAAGCCAAGGCAAAGGAGAAGUAUAUCUUUGAUGCACACAAGAUGGUGAAGAAGCUGGUUUCGGCUGGUUACCCGGAUGCACAAUUCUACCUGGCCGAUUGCUACGGUGAAGGCCAGUUGGGACUGGCGGCUGACCCCAAAGAAGCCUUUGCGCUGUACCACUCUGCCGCCAAGAACGGCCAUGCCCAAUCUGCCUACCGUGUCGCUGUCUGCUCUGAGAUCGGUCAAGAAGAAGGCGGUGGUACCAAGCGGGAUCCAUUCAAGGCUGUGCAGUGGUACAAGCGUGCGGCAGCGCUAGGCGAUACCCCAGCGAUGUAUAAGAUGGGCAUGAUCAACCUGAAGGGCUUGCUGGGUCAAGCCCGAAACCCUCGUGAGGGUGUCUCGUGGCUGAAGCGUGCUGCUGAACGUGCUGAUGAGGAGAACCCACAUGCCCUCCAUGAACUGGCUCUCAUGUACCAGAAUGCCGGCGGCAACGACGUUAUUAUUCGCGAUGAGAAGUAUGCCAGCCAACUGUUCCAUCAAGCUGCGGACUUGGGCUACAAGUUUUCGCAGUUCCGACUGGGCACGGCUUAUGAGUAUGGCUUGAUGGGAUGCCCUGUCGACAACCGGAUGAGUAUCAUUUGGUAUACCCGUGCCGCCGCUCAGGGUGAGCAUCAGAGUGAACUUGCCCUUAGUGGUUGGUACCUUACUGGUUCCGAGGGCAUCCUGCAGCAAAACGACACCGAAGCCUAUCUCUGGGCCCGCAAAGCAGCCACCGCUGGUCUUGCCAAGGCCGAGUAUGCCAUGGGAUAUUUCACCGAGGUUGGAAUUGGGGUUUCGGCCAAUCUGGAGGAUGCAAAGCGAUGGUACUGGCGUGCGGCUGCACAAGGAUUCCCCAAGGCCCGAGAACGUCUCGAAGAUCUCAAAAAAGGAGGAGGUCGGAUGCAAAAGACCCGACUCUCCCGCUCGGCUGUUAACAAGCAGAGCGAUGGCGACUGCAUCCUCAUGUAA